UUUCAGUUCAUUGACAUCAUCCACCAGUUGAUCAGUGCACUGCAGUGAUCAGUCAGUGUUACGUGGCUAUUUGAUAGCGAGUGUGACUUGUGGGCUGCAGCAAGGUAAAACAUAAACUGUGGAUAAAUAGGUAAUAUGGUUACAUUCAGGUAUUAUGAUCCUAAUGAAAUUUUUCAGGAGGGUGAUCCAGCAGGUAUGUGUGGUAGGGCGAAUCUGGCCCUAGCCAAAUCUUUCUUUCAUAGUAGAUUCCAUAACGAAGCGGAGAAGCACAAAUGCAACGUUACAUCAGAUGACAAAAUUAAAAUUGGUAGCAGAUCUGCCAGAUACGACAAAAAUACUGGAGCUGCAGCCUUGUACGUAAAAAAGGAAGGGGAGAAUAUAUGGAUUCCUUAUACUUUACCCUCACCUCAAUAUCUUAAUAAAGAAUACCACUACGUGUCUUAUGGUAAUAAACAUUUCAAAAGCCAAUCGGAAUUAGAAGCAAGCGCUUAUGGCCACUCAGAAAAAAUUCUAAUGAGGGAUAUUUUAAAUGACUUAAUAUCGGCACAUCCUGCUGAUCAAUAUGCUAUCUCAAAACCGAGUUCUUUAGGUAAAUCACCAAAACUAGAGGAUCAGGAGUAUGAAGUGCUGAAAUCUCUGACAGAAAAAGCCACUGAAUAUAAGGAGUAUUUAAGCAGUAAAAAUCUCAUAAUUAAAAUGUGGUCAGAGCGACCAGCGUGUAAAGACCACCCCAACAAAAAGAUUGAAGGAAUAAAGUGUGAAGAUUUUUUAAAAGCUAUUUGUCCUGAUGGCAGUCAGUUUGGAUACACAGUUGAGAACUAUUCGCCUCCUACCGAUUGUCAGGAAAAAAAAGAAAAGCAGAAGGAGGCACAGAAGUUAGUACAAAUGACAUAUAUUGCCUUCAAAAAGGCUUAUGAAAAGUACUCACUUGAAAAUGAUCUGAUGCAUCAAGAUCAUGCAAGUGUCGAUAUCCCCCAAGAUGGUGAAUUAUGUGACUAAAUUUUAUGGUUUUAGGCUCUGAUAAAGGGCUAAUUAUACACUUGUUGCAGAUCUGCAAAACUCUGCGACACAACAGUGAAAAUAGCUCUUGCAUGGGUCAAGGAUUUGCAAUACAAAGGGAAAUAGCGAUGAUUUUCUUACAUACGGCCUCUCAGCGUAGAGUGGAGGAUAACCUCCAUUACAACCUCAACUUUGAAAGCUAUUUUUCGAGCUUCGGAGUUGGUUUCAAAGAAAAUCAGUGGCAUUGUAUUUCUUGCAAAAUUUUACUUUAGAAAAAGUGCUUAAAUCGUAAAUCCCUAACACAUGCCAGAGCUUUAUUCUAUAUUUGUGUUACAAAAACAACAAGUGGCGAUUUUCUUACAUUCCCAAUACGUAAGUUACUAAGAUGGCUAUCUAUUCACUUUACAGACUAUACAUCUAUAAAAUGAUAUAGUCAACUUUUCGGCUUGAUUUUUUAAAAUUUUAUUAUUACUAUGAUUUUGUAGGUACCAAAGUAUGUCAAUAAAGAUAGAUUUUGUUCAACGUUUUCUUUUGUAUUGAUACUUUGUCAUUCUUUUAUCCAUAAGUGUAAAGAUAUUGAGAUAAAUAACGAAUUCUGCUGAAAUACUUGUUUCGUCUAUAUUUUUUGUACGUUUUGUAAAUUGUACCUAAAUUUUUCAAUAAAUUUUAUACUUUUCAUUCGA
This is a messenger RNA of Bemisia tabaci, 1682 nucleotides long. Lineage: Eukaryota; Metazoa; Arthropoda; Insecta; Hemiptera; Aleyrodidae. The record is from RefSeq and is a predicted model, not a curated record.